Molecule: messenger RNA, 2926 nt
Organism: Humulus lupulus (European hop)
Lineage: Eukaryota; Viridiplantae; Streptophyta; Magnoliopsida; Rosales; Cannabaceae
Product: amino-acid permease BAT1 homolog
Exons: 11
Coding region: 682-1491 (269 amino acids)
Biological process (GO): transmembrane transport; gamma-aminobutyric acid transport
Cellular component (GO): membrane
Molecular function (GO): L-lysine transmembrane transporter activity; L-alanine transmembrane transporter activity; L-glutamate transmembrane transporter activity
Source: RefSeq, a predicted model, not a curated record
UAUACAUAAUCAUCUAACAAUGAAAUCACUUGUUAAUAGUUAUAUAUAUCUACUGCCCUGGUGCUAUAACUCAUAAAGAAUCUUAGACUCUACCACCAAUCACAGCAUAUACUUUCAGAACAAUUACAUUCUAUAUGAACAGAAGUCAAGUGACUUGCAUAAGUAAUUUUAAUUAUUCUUUGACUACCAUGAAAUGUAAUAGUGAAGUGCGUCAUCCAUUUUUAAAAAGAACAAUAUCUUCCAUCAUUAACAAUAUCCAUUUUUAAUGUUAUAUUAUUGUCCCAAGAAGAUGUCAAUAUAUAACUUGAAACUGAAUCUGAAUGCUUAAGUGACAGGAUUAUUUUCCUGGAAAAUUAGCCAAACAUGUUGUCUACUAAUGGAAAAAGGUCUUCACAUGAAUGUCAAAAUGUAAAUGGGUCAAUGGUUUGGUUUGUUGUGUUCGUCAUUUUUGAAGGGUCCUUUCCAAUUUUGCAUUUUCAUUCUCUAUCAUAUCAGUGCUUUCUGGUGUGACCACUCUAUACAACAAUAGAUUAAGGUUUGGUGGCCCAGCGUCUCUUAUUAUGGUUGGUUUAUAACUUGUUCUUUCUCCAUGUUGGUUGCUUUGUCCAUGGCUGAGAUUUGUUCUUCUUACCUUACUUCUGGGGGUCUCUAAUAUUGGAGUACCAAGCUUGCUAGCCCAAAAUGGUCACCAUUUGCUUCAUGGAUAACUGGCUGUGGGCAAUCACAUUAAGUGUAGAUUUUUCACUUGGACAGCUUAUUCAAGUGAUCAUUCUCCUUAGCACUAGUGGAAAAACUGGUGGUGGAUAUGAGGCCUCAAAGUACUCAGUCAUUGCUUUCCAUGGAGGAAUUUUGCUUCUUCAUGCUAUCACAAACAGUCUUCCCAUAUCUUGGUUAUCUUUCUUUGGACAAUUGGCUGCUGCAUGGAAUAUUGUUGGAGUGUUUGUUCUUAUUAUCCUCAUUCCUUCUAUUGCCACUGAGAGAGCUAGUGUCAAAUAUGUCUUCACUCACUUCAACACUGAUAAUGGGCAAGGAAUCGGCGACUCGGUUUACAUUUUCAUUAUGGGGCUUUUGAUGAGUCAGUAUUCAUUAACUAGUUAUGAUGCAUCUGCUCACAUGACAGAAGAAACCAAGAAUGUUGAUAUGAAUGGACCAAGAGGAAUAAUUAGUGAUGUUGGGAUUUCUAUCACUGUUGGAUUGUGUUACAUACUUGGCAUCUCUUUUGCUGUAACCAAUAUCACAUCCCUUUUGGAUGAAAAUAAUGAUUAUGGUGGUUAUGCCAUUGCUGAAAUAUUUUAUCAAGCAUUUAAGAGUAGAUAUGGUAGUGGUGCUGGGGGUAUUGUUUGCUUGGGAGGGGUUGCUGUUGCAAUUUUUUUCUAUGUCAUGAGUUCAAUCACUAGCAACUCAAGGUAUAAGAAACAUUAUAUUCUUUUAUUUAACACACACACACAUAUAUAUAUAUCAUAUAUGUAUGUAUAUGACAUGAGUCUCUAGGGAUGUUUGAUUGUGUAUAGUCUAUAUUUUCAGGAUGGCUUAUGCAUUCUCUAGAGAUGGAGCCAUGCCAUUUUCAUCACAUUGGCAUAAAGUAAAAAAACAAGAAGUCCCCAUUAAUGCAGUUUGGUUUUCUGCUUCAAUAUCUUUUUGCAUGGCACUUACGACUAAAAAAAAUCAAGGUGGGAAGAUAACUAGGGUUCAGACAUUUCAGAAAGCCCAUACUAGGAAGAACGCCACUCAAUGAUCACCAUACAAGAAGUCGUUGGCUCUAUUAUUGCAUGGCCUUCGAAGAAGGUUGUUCCAAGCCCACCAUCACCCUCAUCAUUCUCCAUCUUAGGCACGGUAGCCGCACCACUCCCAGCCACCCCCAAGCCCCUGCUCUCAGCCUCUGUUAUGUUGGACUUGCACUCACCCACCACCACCACCACCAGUCCCUCCUCCUCUCUUUCUCCCACUAUGUAACGAUGUGAGCCCAAGUGUUGAAGGAUUUCAAUAUUGACAAUGAGGCUGGUGGAGUUGGUAAAGAAAUUAUAAAAAGCUUUACUGCCACUGUUAGUAGUAACACCCUUGAAAUUCGAUUCGAUUGGGCUGGGAAAGGAACCGUUGCUAUUCCUCUAAGAGGAGUUUAUGGUCCUCUCAUAUCAGCAAUUUCUGUCGAUCCUGGCACAGUGGCACACACACUUAGCUGGUGGUGCUUUAACCCGAGAAUUGCGAUGGAGGAAUUCUCCAAAUUGUUUGUAGGUUCUAUUAUAUUAACAUCUGGCACAUUAUCUCCAAUGGAUUCAUUUGCUCAGGAAUUGAAACUAGACUUUCCAUUGAGGUUGGAGAACCCUCAUGUUAUAAACUCUACUCAGAUAUGGGCUGAAGUUGUACCAGUUGGUCCAUCGAGCUACUCUUUCAAUUCCUCUUACAGGAGUCAUGAUACUCUUGAAUACAAGCAAGAGCUUGGCAAUGCUAUAGAUCUUGAUACUUUACAAAAGCGAAGAAUGCUUGCUACUUGCUUGAAUGGGCAGAUGUAAUUGUUGCUGAAGGUCGUUGGGAUUCUAGUGAUCUAAUGUUAACAGUACAUGGAAAACCUCUUGGACCAGACUUUAUGCGAGUAUGAGUUGAUGCUGAUAUUGUACCAGAAUCUUACUUAUUUCGUCAUAAUAAUGAGAUGCUUACAAUACAAGAAACAGUUGGUUCCACAGUUGCAUGACCUUCUAAAAAAGUUAGUCCAAGAGAUGUGACAAGCGAAAUAUAAAAUGAUACUUAAUUUUGAAGGCUUUGUGUUGGGCAGCUGUAGAAUAUUUUGUGCUGAAAGUAGUACCUUUUCAAUAUGUUGAAUAUUUAAGACUACUUGAAUACUUAAAGAACAUUUUGUUGUUGAUGACAAUGUUGAAUGUUUUAAACUAAUUUUUGGAUUAUUAAUACAAUGUUGAAUGUUUUUGCUUUU